Zygosaccharomyces rouxii is the source of this 1248-nucleotide messenger RNA. RefSeq names its product Mrm1p (gene MRM1). Bases 1 to 1248 code for a protein of 415 amino acids. Gene Ontology annotation, cellular component: mitochondrion. The transcript has a single exon. Gene Ontology annotation, molecular function: RNA binding; RNA methyltransferase activity. Lineage: Eukaryota; Fungi; Ascomycota; Saccharomycetes; Saccharomycetales; Saccharomycetaceae. The record is from RefSeq and is a predicted model, not a curated record. Gene Ontology annotation, biological process: rRNA methylation.
AUGAGAAGAGCCACUAUGCUAAGCUAUUCAAGCUUCGAGAGAAAAUUCGUUAAAAUGAGCCUCAUCUAUGGUGCUAUAAGAGGUUUUACUAGCUGUGCUAGGAGGAGUGGUGUUAAAGUGGAUAGAAAUAUUCCACAACUGACUCGAAAGAAAGCUUGGGAAAGAGCUGGUGAGGAUAAAGAAGCUUGGUUCAAGAGGAAAUAUGCUCAUGUUCAUGCUAAACAGAAGCAACAGCAGGAGCCCAGAGAUCCAUUCGGUAAGAGGAAAGCUCAUGAGCUGAGAUUGAAGGAGAAUCAACGACGUAUGGAGCAGGAAAGGACAACACACGUGCAUAAAUUCGAGAAGAAGAACGCUACGCAGGGCUUAAGACCCAAUCCAUUGAUGGAAUACGUUUACGGUACAAAUAGUGUACUUGCAGCAUUACAAGGUAAUAAGAGGGAGUAUUAUUCUAGGUUACUUCAUUAUGGACAAUUAGAUCCGAGAUUACAAAAAUUGGCCAAGUCCCGUAAUGUAGAAUUGGUAGAGACUGAUAAGCAUCGUCUCAAUCUAAUGACUAAUUAUGCAGUGCAUAACAACAUCAUACUAGAAACGAAACCUUUACAACCCCCAGAAAUCUCUCAUUUACAAAUGGUAAAUCCUGAAUCAGGUACUAUACAAUACAGCGAGCUUGCAUUUGAAGAUGAAAAAAUCACACAAGAGAUGCCAUAUGGAGUCAAAAACGGUAAGAACUUCCCGUUAGGAAUUUAUCUGGAUGAAGUGGUUGAUCCCCAUAAUAUUGGUGCCAUUAUGAGAAGUGCUUAUUUCUUGGGAGCAGAUUUUAUAGUGAUGUCGCGAAAGAAUUGUGCACCACUAUCAGCUGCGGUCUCCAAAACUAGUAGUGGUGCUAUAGAACUGCUACCAAUUUUUUAUGUGGAUAAGCCCUUGUCGUUUUUCUCUGAAUCUCAGCAAGGCGGUGGCUGGACAUUUGUUACUGCAGGAUUAACGGACUUCACACAGAAGGACAAGAAAUUUAACAGCGGUAAAAUAUUAGAAUUAAACGAUUUAGAAGGCUUAUGUGAACAGGUCCCUGUGGUAUUAGUGGUUGGUAAUGAAGGUAGCGGUGUAAGAACGAAUUUAAAAAUGAGAAGUGAUUUUUUCGUUGAAAUCCCAUUUGGAAGAGAUGAUGAGAAGGGACCUGUAGAUUCUCUAAACGUCAGUGUAGCAACGGCAUUGCUAAUUAACUAUCUUCUCAAAGGUUCAAAUAUGUAA